AGCAUAAAAUUGAGUUGUUUUUCAUUAAAUGUUUCAGUCACGAAAAAAAUGAACAGAUUCUUUUAGUGGGGAAAAACGCACCUGCAAUUAUUGAAGAACUCAAAUAAAUGAGAGCAGAAUUUGUAUCGGACAUGAAAGAAUACAGAAUUUAGAAAUGUAGAUUUUACAGCUACAAAGUUCUUGGUAAAAAAUUUGGCUGGAGUUUGACCUGUAAAUUAUGAAGAAAAAGUCUAGAUAGAGAAAAAGGAACACAAACGAGACAACAAACUUACAACUUAUACAGGAAAAUAAUACAUAAACUCAGCAAAAAUAUUUACGAAGUAGGAGUUGAAAUCUGACCUGUGAGUACAGCAAUAUAUCUGAUGUCAAAACUGUGGCUUUUGCAGAUAAUUUGUAAACAGCUGAACAAAUCACAGGAAAUUGCUGUUAAAUAAUUUAUUAUAAGAACUUAACCUCUUCAAGACAGUCCGACACAGACAGACAAAAUGGAGAAUAAAGCGGAUGUGAAACCAAGAAUAUGCUAUCAGAUAGGUAAUAAGAGCACUGCAAUGCGGACCAACAUACGCCCGAAGGUAUGUCCUUUGACCCCUAAGUGCGACCUUAACCUUGAAGUGAGCAAUCCAAAACAUGCGCUGAGACUGCACGUCGUCUCAAUGUGGUGAACAUUUGUGCCAAGUUUCUUUUAAUCCUUCAAGCAGUUCAAGAGUUACAGAGUGGACACAAAACAAAAUCAUAUGACCUUUGACCCCUAAGUGUGACCUUGACCUUAAAGUGCGUCAUCCAAAACGUGCGCUGUGCAUGUUGUCUCGAUGUGGUGAACAUUUGUGUCAAGUUUCUUCGAAAUCCUUCAAGGGGUUGCAGAGUUACAGAGCGGGCACAAAAUUGCUAACGGACGGAGAGACAGACAGACAGACACCAGGGGGAACUACUUUAUCAUGGACACAGAGCAGGUGAUCUCUAAUCCGUACCAAGAACUACAGUCUGAAGCUUUAGACAGUGCGAAGAAAACUUCCCUCACAGAACGCCUAACUGCUGUAAGAAAUAAUGUAUGCGAGCACAAUCUACGAACAAAAACUAGUCAUCUAGAAAAGCAACGAACAUUUUCCAUGAGAAACUUACAUAUGGACACCAGCAAUUUACGAUACCAAGUAAAAGUCAUGGAUAUAGAUAAACGUAAAAAUGACAUAGUGUUACAAAAACGACUAAGCCCUAAGAAAGACUUUUCAUACGAUAACAGACAAAUUUCUAACAGUGCUAAAAGACUUGGAAUAACUUCUGAAGAAUCUUUUUACCUUGACAGAAAACUACAAUACCCACUGCGUGGAAAUAUACUUAAGGAUCAUAAUGCUAAGCCUUUAAUAAAGAAAGCGAGAAAAACAAUGGCAGAUUACACAAUACGUAAGAAAAAUGAACAAACUGAAAUGGAAAGAGCUCAAACUGCACGAACAUUUGAAAGAGCAACUACUGCACACACAGUAUCAACAACAAUGGAAAUUCCUUCCCCAGAACCUUCAACUAAAGAACAAAAGAAAUCAAUACCAAGACAAGGUUCAAAAUCUGCGCCUCCACCGAAACUAUCUGUCACUGAACCUCAACGCACGAAUUCACGUCUAAGUGCCAUUGAUGAAACGGAUGCAAAGCUUCCAAACAUCACUACUAACAGUGUCAACUUAGUGACGCCUCGUCAAGCUAAGUCACAUGUUAAAUUUAAUGUUCGCAGAUCUCCUCCUUUUAGACAAUCCACUCCCGAGAAGCUUUACCGUUCUAAGACAUACUUCUCUGGAAUGCCCCGCGUAACGAGAUCAUACAGUGAAGGCUGGGAUAGUGAUGAUGAUGAUGAUUAUUUGUACUGUGAAAAAGUUGAUCUAAGAGCCUUAUUCUUUGGCAACAAAUCCACAAGUGGGGAUUCGAAAAGUGCUAUAAGCGGAAUCACAACGCCGCGUACAUCGAUAACAAGAAUGAGUGGUGAGAUUCCAAUCCAAUUUCGAACACAGUCAUCUAAACCAAAGGUCACUGAAGAAAUGCUAAUCAAAGAACAUAAAGAAAUAAAAGCGAAAAUUGAUAACUUUCUUGGAACAAUGAAAAAAGAUGACGAAAUAGAACUUGCAAAACAGAAGCAAGAAAAGGAAGAGCCCAAAGAAACAGAAGAAGACAAAGCGAAACAAGAAACAUUGUCUAAAGCUGCUAUUCUAUUAAGUGUAUUUUCAAAACCACUUGACCGCUCUAAAUCCUGGGGAUAUGCUCCACCUAGACAGGAAAAGAAACCUGUCAAAGUCGAAAAAACAGUUGCAGAGCUUGAAGCGGAUAAACCUAAAACAGAAACAGAAGAAAAAACCCAAAAUCCUAAAGACUAUUGGAAAUUUAUUAAAACCAAUGUUCAAAAUGGUAACAUUCAAAAGAAAAAAUAUACCGCUAAUGACUUGCUCUUGCAGCAACUGACUGGUAUACUGGUUCAUGCUGAUAAGAAAACUAACAUUCCAAUUCAUUCUGCCAGCAGAGCUCUGCGUCACACGCCAACAUUCAAAAUGCGCCGAGUUGUUGAAGAGUUAAUGAGACAGAGAACGCGAUAUGAGCAACAGGAAAUUGAGAAAUUGCAGCAACAAGAAUCAGACCUUGAAGGCGGAGUACCGAUCACAAACGAAUCUGGUGUGCAGCAUUACCCGGCACGGGCCUGGGCUACAGCAACACAAGAAGUAGAACAACCAUCUUGAUAAAAUUCAGUUUUUAAUAUGUUGUAAUCUGAGACUGCACUGUUUGCAAAGAAUUUAUUAUAGUAUUAAAAAGUGAACCAUCAGAUUUCUUCAAAAAGAAAUUGUUUUAUGUUGAUUCAAAAGAAAAUGCUUAUAAAUUCCUACCUGUUCACAAUGAAACGACUUUAUGUUGUUUCAAAUAGUAGAGCUUCAUCCACAAAGGACAAAUCAGACUUGUUUACAAAGAAACUGCUUUAUGUACUUUCAAGUGAUAAAGCUUCAUCCACAAAGAACACAUCACCUUGUUCACAAAGAUACUGCUUUAAGCAGUUUCUAGUGAUAAAGGUCCAUCCACAAAGGACACAUCAGACUUGUUCACAAAGAAACUGUUUUUUUAUGUGCUUUCAAGUGAUAAAGCUUCAUCCACAAAGAACACAUCAACUUGUUCACAAAGAUACUUCUUUAUGUACUUUCAAGGGGUAAAGCUUCAUCCGCAAUGGAAACAUCAGACUUUUUCACAAAGAAACUCAUUUGUGUACUUUCAAGAGAUAAAGCUUCAUCUACAAAGAACACAUCAGAUUUGUUCACAAAGAAACUGCUUUAAGUAUGUUUCAAGUGACAAGUCUUAAUUAUUCACAAAGGCUUCUACUGUUUUAGAUUCAAGUGAAAUAUCACAAGAAUUGUGUAAUGUAAGGUAUAAGUCUUAUUUAUUCACAAAAGAGUUUGUUUUAGUUUAAAUUUGUUCACAAAGAAAUCACUUUUCUAUAAGUGACACAAGUCAAACUUGCUGAUUUUUAAAAAGUGUUGGCUGGUACCUCACUAAGACAUUCUGUGUGAGGCAUGUGACAGAUUUAAACACUAGUAUGUGUGUGCAAUACAGAAAUAGGAAAGAGAACUGGAACAGAGCAGAAGCCAAACUAAUACUUUCUUUCAAAGGAAAUUUAUAGUUGUUUUUGCUGGGUUUUAUGCCAUGUCUUAAUUCUAUGUCAGAUGACAUCUUUAAUUAAAGCUAACAAAAUGGGCUUUGGAUUUUUAACGAGCAUUAUCUGCAAUAUUGCAACUGACAUGUUCCCAUUUUAUAGAAGAUGUUAAGGAUUCGCUAGGAUCAGAUACGACUGUGAAUAAUGAGCAAUACUGAAUGGUCAAUAUUAACUUACUGUGUUGACAGACUGAUACUGAUUGGACAAUAUAAACCCUGUGAACCCCCAAUGAAAGACUGGUGCUGAUUUGGUCAAGACAAUUGUAUAUUUUAUAAAUCAAAUUUGUUAAAUUUUCUGUUUUCAAAUGCCUGAAGUGUAUUUUUCAGAUCUGUUAUUUGUUAACUGUAUCAUCAUAAUUUUAGUAAUACUGCCUUAUUUCUUUGCAACAUAAAAAAGAAUUACAUUUUCAACAUAAGUUGUGUA
Messenger RNA from Mercenaria mercenaria, 4093 nucleotides. RefSeq lists its product as uncharacterized. The record is from RefSeq and is a predicted model, not a curated record. Bases 936 to 2711 code for a protein of 591 amino acids. Lineage: Eukaryota; Metazoa; Mollusca; Bivalvia; Venerida; Veneridae. The transcript has 3 exons.